This is a messenger RNA of Darwinula stevensoni, 1047 nucleotides long. The record is from the annotation of a GenBank genome assembly. Lineage: Eukaryota; Metazoa; Arthropoda; Ostracoda; Podocopida; Darwinulidae.
AUGGUAGAUACGACAACGCAAUGUGGAACCAGACCUGGAUUCUCCGGAUUCCAAACCGAAAUCGCCUCGAGACAAGCAACUCCGGCCGCGAAUUUCUACAGUUGGAUCACUCGAUUCGUCUCCCGCGCGUGGCGCAACUUGAGACACGGCGACACGGCCGCCAUCCACGUGGAAGCCAGCGAGUCCAACGCGGCGCCGGUGCAGUCGAACGUCACGGACCCGCUGAUCGUGGGAGGCGAAUUUGCGCAGACCGGGGAGGCUCCGUUCAUGGUCCGUCUCGUCAUCAACUUCCCGUCGGGACCCAGUUCCUGUGGGGGCUCGGUGAUCAACGAGAAGAACGUCCUCACUGCCGCUCAUUGUCUCGUGGACACGUCGGAAAAAGCCACAGGUGGAAUUGCGAUCGCAGGGACGAAUUACGUGGACACCACCACGAACCCCGUCACCGUUGGACCGACGAAUCAGUCCAUCUCUUAUACGUCUUAUGACUACCAUAGCAGCUACGACAUCGCCAUCGUUCAUCUCUCUUCGAGCUUCGUCUUCAACGACAACGUGCAGCCGAUCUGCCUGCCUACUUCGGACGACAAGAACCUCGCCGGAUGCACGAAUUACGCCUACGGAUGGGGGGCCACGUCCGCACCGGGUGGACAGCUGAGUCCGAACUUGAAGAAAUUGAGGGUGAACGUGAAGAGCAUGGCGUUCUGCUCGAUGCUUGGUUUUCUCAAGUCUGCUCAACUCUGCAUCUCGGCGUAUACCGGCCCGGCGGGUGUAUGCUUCCAGUGCACAGGAUUAGGGAAGAGGAGAAUCCCAGCCACCCCAAAUACUACACUUUCUCUAUCCCAAGUGGAAGAGAGUUCCUCUGAUCAUCUACUCCUCCUCCCGAGGUUUCAGUACGGGAGGAGGAAUCAUGGCGGCCCCGUCGUGACGACGUACAACGGGAGGCUGUAUCAAAGCGGAAUUACGUCCUACGGGUCCUUAUCGUGCACCAAGAGCGACGUUUUCACCCGAGUCUCUUACUACAACGACUGGAUUGCAGCAAACAUCAAAUGA